GCCCUAAAGAGAUAUAUAUACACAAGACCACAAAAUUUUCCUUGUGCUCAAAACCAAUUCAUAUUAGAAAACAAUCUAGUUUAAUUUCUAGCAAAAACCCAUUUCAGGAUCUUGAUUUUUUUUUGGCAACAAAUUAUGCCAGUGCCUGGUUCGGUUGUGCAAGGGUUCCCACAGACCAGUAUGCUUUUUGGUCAUGGAGGGAGAAAAAGAAUCAUUGAAGGCUCUGAAGAAGAUCUAAGAAGAAAGGAGAGGAAAAAGAUUAGAAAUAGAGCAUCUGCUGCUAGAUCUCGAGAGAAGAAAAUGGAGAGGACAAAAUUUCUGGAAGAAAAAGUAGAAGAACUAAGAGAAGAGAAUGCCCAGAUGGAGCGAUUAGUCAAAUUAAUUAUUACUGGUAGUUCAUCACUUAAAUUUAUUUUUAGAGAAAAUGAGCGCUCUAAGUGUAUUAAAAAAUAGAGGCUAACCAACGAGUUUUAGCUCUGUGAUAACGGAAUUGUCUUACAGAUUGUGAAGUUUUGAGUUUAGCUUUAGUCGAAGUCAAAUAAAUUCAAGGGGCUAAAGUAGAUCUCUAGUUAACAUAAUUAAUUUAUUUUUCAGGAUAAAAAAGGUAAACGAAUUUUAUAUAUAUUGUUGAAUAUUUGCAGAUGGAGGAAGAGGAGGAGAAUGAUAAGCAGAUCAUCAAGGCUGAAGAAGAGACUGCAAAUAAGCGUAAGGGUUUGAGGAGGACCUUGACCUCACCAUGGUGAUCAUGUUCUUGAAAUGGGCUAAAAAUACAUAAUUCACCUUAUGAGAUGCUGUCUAGUUUGAAACUUUUCAUAAUUUGCUGAAUCAAAUAAAGUUCAGAUCUGGCGUAACUGGGCAGAAU
This is a messenger RNA of Hevea brasiliensis (rubber tree), 862 nucleotides long. RefSeq names its product ABSCISIC ACID-INSENSITIVE 5-like protein 2. The record is from RefSeq and is a predicted model, not a curated record. Gene Ontology annotation, biological process: positive regulation of DNA-templated transcription. The transcript has 2 exons. Bases 136 to 453 code for a protein of 105 amino acids. Gene Ontology annotation, molecular function: DNA-binding transcription factor activity. Gene Ontology annotation, cellular component: nucleus. Lineage: Eukaryota; Viridiplantae; Streptophyta; Magnoliopsida; Malpighiales; Euphorbiaceae.